Molecule: messenger RNA, 1720 nt
Organism: Bombyx mandarina (wild silkworm)
Lineage: Eukaryota; Metazoa; Arthropoda; Insecta; Lepidoptera; Bombycidae
Biological process (GO): regulation of transcription by RNA polymerase II
Cellular component (GO): nucleus
Molecular function (GO): DNA binding; protein binding
Source: RefSeq, a predicted model, not a curated record
UGUUUACUAAUUCUCGUUCAUUACAUUGUAAAUCUGCAGUUCUUUAUGUGUUUAUUGAACGUUUUGAAGAAAAAAAGUGUCUGGUAGUGUAUAUUUGUAACUGUUAGUAGAUAACUUUAAAUGCGGUGCUCUGUUAUGAUUUCAUGACUAAACGUGUUUACGUGAGAUUUUCAGUGGAAAAGUGUUGUGAAUGUGUGAUUUUACUAUUCAUAUACUGCAAGGAAUGACAAUUUCUACUAAAUAUUUAUUUGUUGAGUUCGUGAUUUCUAAUCGCGGUCGACGGCACAUGAGGCUUGGGGGAUUUUCAUUUUACGCUGAAAAAGUUUUCCCGGAAAAAAGCAAGGUGCGAUGGCGGUGCACGCGGCGGACUUGCCGGGCUUAUGCUCACACGCUUCACGACAAAAUCUUCGCUCUAAAUGAAUUUGUGCGGCUGUCAGUGGGCCCCGGAGGACGCCCGCGCCUCUGGGUUCGAGGGCGAAGUUUUUAUGCGGCUCACACCAUGAGAUCCGGAGUGGUUCGCUGGCGUUGUACUAUGGGAGGUUGUGGUUGUAAGGCCUACACACAGAAGGGUACCUUACACAAGUUGGUUGGCGAACACAACCACGUCAACCGUGGGGGCAGACGUGCGGCUAAACAAGCCAAUCCCAUGAUAAAUGUUCGUGCGUCAUCACCUCCCACGCCGUUACUGCUGUCCAGAAUACGACAUUUGGACAUUGAUAAUUUCGAUCCAAACGCUUGGAUGGUACGAAAUUAGUCCUGUAUCAAUUUUUAACUGGUUUGAAAUGCAGACGAUGAAACGGACGGAAUACGGGAUUCUGUUUAAUAUAAUUUGUCAAAAACGAAUAUUUAUAUGAAUAUAACACAGGUACAAAACGUUAAAAGAAAUUUAGCGAUUUCCAUUGACUAAAUUGAAAGAAAAUGACAAAAAUUUUCAAUCAAAUGAUUUGUAUUUAUAGUUUAAUUACUGGUAAUUGUAUAAGAUUAUUGCAAUUUAAAUGUGCCAUAAUAUAAUUUUGUUCUUAGGUAAAUAUAUUCUAGUUGCAAAUCAAAGUACAAGCUUUAGGUACUGUGUGAUAUGAAGCUCAUAUACUAUACUCUCAAUGUAGUUAUUGUUUUAUUAUAUGAGUGCCAAAAAGAAAUUUUACUAGGUAGUUAUUAGGAAGUAGAUAUUUUCUUAGUUUAAAUAUUCUUAUGAUCGGUAUGGUCAAAUCUUGUAGAAAAUUGUAGUCGAUAAACAUAAACCACGAAAUCGGUCUUCCUCUUAUUUUUUUCAACAUUGUUAAAUUAUGAUCUUACUACUCUUCGUUAUUGUAAUAAUAUUUUUAUUGUUUAAAAACUACUAAUACAUUUACAUGUGCCAAAUGAUUUGCUCAUUUUAUGUUUCUCAUAGAGAAGAAUAAGUUUAAUUGUGAACAUAAUUCUGUUGACUCUGACUGUGGCAAGUGGUGUGUUGAAUAGUAGCGAUGUAAUUGUGUGAAAUACAAAAUGCUCAUUUCGAUUGUGUUUUAUUAAUUUCAUCGCUUUAUACAAAUAUACGGUUUAAUUGAACUUCGUUUUAUUGAAUCCUUCUGUACUCAAGUCCAUUGUCUGUUAGCAAUUAAAUAGUUAGAUAAUAAUGCAUGUUAGCUUUUUUGUUCCACUUAAGGCUCGUAGAUAAGUUCAAACUAGCAUUACGUGGAACAUAAUGUAAGAUUUAAAAAACGUUUUUGAAUCUAUCAUU